Molecule: messenger RNA, 2085 nt
Organism: Patiria miniata (bat star)
Lineage: Eukaryota; Metazoa; Echinodermata; Asteroidea; Valvatida; Asterinidae
Product: oleosin-B6-like
Exons: 5
Coding region: 130-633 (167 amino acids)
Source: RefSeq, a predicted model, not a curated record
UCUCUAGAUCUAUUGUAACUCUGCGUGAAGCAUAUCUUUGACGCAGAUUUUCGAGCUCAGCCAGACUGUUUCGUAGCCGACAGUUUUCUCAUUAUUUUGUGGUUUUGAUUUCAUCAGUAAGGAGUCAUCAUGGCGCGCAGACAUGAAAGGCGUGAAGCCCGUGCUGAGAUGCGUGAAGCCCGUCUCGAGACUAAAGCCGCGCAUGCUGCCAUGCAUGGAAAUGUCGUUAGGGCCACUAGGCUUCAGAUGAAAGCAAACAUUGCCCAUAAUAAAGCAGAACGUGAACACCAUAUUGCCAACGCCUUGAGUCAUCAUCAUCAUCAUCAUCACCCUCCACCGGCCACAGUGGUGGUCCAUCACGUUGUCGAUCACACUCCUCCUGUGAACUACCAGGUUGGCUCAGUUGCCCCACCGCCAGCUCAGCCACCACCAGCUUAUCAACCUGCUGCCAACCCAUACCCAGCAGCACCCAGCUACCCAGCUGCACCCAGCUACCCAACAGCACCCAGUUACCCAGCAGAACCCAGUUACCCAGCAGCACCCACCGGGUACCCAACUCAGCCAGCAUACCCAGCUGCACCGACUGACCCUGCUUACCCUGGAGACACUAAAUACCCAAACCCCUAUCAGUAAAGUCAGUAGCCCAGUGCCAGUAAGCUGCAUUUUCCCAAUUACCCAGCAGCGCCCACCAGGUACCCAGCUGCACCCAGUAACCCAGCACAGCCAGCAUACCCACGCAUGCAGGCUUACCCAUCAAAACCCACUGCAUGCCCAAACCUCUACAUGUUACACCCUUUUAAGAUUGGCAUUCCAGAGUCACUUUGAAAGAAAUUAUACCGAAGAAUUGACUUUUAACCACAUGUACCUGAAUAAUUUAAGAGACCAGGUGAAAAGAUCGGCUGUUGCAGUCAAGUUUUGGUGACCAGUUGGUCAACUAACUGAGAAUGAUCUGAAUUCUGCAUCCAUUUUCUGGUCUUUUGAUUUUCGUUUUAAGAAAAAAAAUACUGAAAUAGUUGUUCACGUUUCCCCCUUUGUGUUUCAAGGCGGAAAUGGUUUAUAUAUAUAUAUAUAGCUCAGUAAAUGAAGUGUAGAUGUAAAAGUGGUUCACUUUUCUUUCGUUUUAUUCCACAAAAAGAAGGUACAUGUUUUUUUGAAAUUACUUGUAAGAGUUAAAAACACGCUGCAGUGAUAUUUUUUUAUCGAAUUAUAUUUUCUCUUUUAGGUAAAACAUUAAAAAAUUGCAUCAUUGUAUGAACUAUUUAGAAAUACACAAGUUUAUUCGAUAGUAGCAUAUAAUUGUUUUACUAAAGUAUUUGUGACUUUUAAAUCAUGCUUAAAAUAGUUAAAUGUUGGUGAAUGAUUUGUAUUCUUUUGGUCAAUGUCUUCAAAAGAGAAUAAGUUUUGUAUUUCUAACGCUUUAAUAAUUGAUGAAAUUUUACAUUUUUCUCUGCGCUUCAUGCUACGAUUUUGGUUUUAUUUUGUGAAAUGGAGGCCAUUCAAAGAGCUUUAAUAUGCUGUACAACUUGGCUUUGUAGGUGCUAUAGAUUUUGAGAUAAAUAUUUAAACUAAGGAGGGCAUGUUAAUUAGUCAAAAGUUCGUUGACCCGUAUCUCAAAAACUAACGAGCCAAUUUACAACCAAAAAAAAUCAGUUUGGGGGGUUUCUCAUAUAGGCCAAUCAUCACACCAAAUAUUCACUCUGUGAGGGUCGGGUCCAAAAUCAUGUUGAAUUGACACGGAAUGACCCGUAAAUGUUGUAUAUAAUAAAACAAUGUUGAUUACAAAAUAUAAAUUGGUAAAAAAUAUGUACAUGUAGGUACCAAAUGAAAAUAUUUUUUUUUGUUAAUAAUUGUGAAAACUUUGAAUAUAUAUAUAGAUAUUGAUCAGUAUGUGUCAUAUUUCAAUAUAGGAAUCUAUAUUUUAACCUUGUGAUUUGUAGGAAAUCCCGGCUAAAGACAUUAGUUAUAUUUUCUAUUGUUUGUGACUGAAAUAUUGUACUGCUCUAUACACAAAUACUUGAACUAAAUUGAAUACAUUAAGCCUUAUUAAAACAAAAGCAGUCGGGUAAACUUUGCGUAUUAAUCACA